CAAUUAUCUAUGCUACGUGCUCGCCUACCGAGGAGGGCGCUCUUCAGCGCUGCAGCUGCAGCCGCCAUCGCCGUCGCCCCACGCGAAGAAAAGCCUCCCAUCUACCCUGUCCCCGAACCUCAACUCGUCCUCAUUGACACACCCUCAGAACUCGAGCGUCAGAUUCGCUUAGGUCGAGAACGGUUAACUGCGAGGUAUGCGGACUCGUAUGCGUAUGUGCAAGGGUGGGUGGACAGGUGGAUUGGUGUUGAGCAGGCUGUUGAACAGCGAAUAAAGAGUUUCAAGGCUCCUGACGAACAGCUCACACCGGGUAUUCUCUAUGUCGGCGUCGCAACGCUCUCAGGAUCCAUCCUCGCACGCUCAAGAGGUCUACCUACACGUUUCCUCCUCCCACCAACUCUCUUCCUCCUCUCAUUCAACCACUUCCUACCAAAAACCACUUCGAACAUAGGCGCAUAUGUCUCAGACCUCGAACAUACAUACGCACCACGUGCUGCACAGUUCACUGACACUGCUGUCGCACAUACGCAGAUGACAUGGGAGAUGGCGAAGGAUAAAGUUGGUGAAGGGAGAGCAGCGUUGGAACGUGGUGUUGAGAGUGCUGUCGGUUCAGUGCAGGGUGCGACUGGACUUAAACUUCGAGAGGCGCUCGGGAUGUCUCGGGCGUUUGGAAAGGUUGCUGAGGAAAGAGGACGGGAGGCUCUGACGGUUGCAGAAGGGCAGGGUAAAGCUGCGCUGCAUGUUGCGGAAGAGAAGGGAAGGGAAACGGCGAAGAAGAUUGAAGAUGCUGUUGAGAAGAAGGUAGAUGAGGUGAAGAGGCUUGUGUAGCGUGAAAAAAAAUAGAUUAAUUGUUUCGUCGAAUGGACAUAUUGCGUAUUAAGUUGGCACAACGUCUAGAGUGUCAUUUCCAUGCUCAGAAUAGUUUCUACUUUUUCUUCGGUGUAGAUUUGGCAUUUGCUUUUGAAGGUGAAGUGUUUGACCCUGCCUGGAUCGAAUUAUCCCCAUCAGCAGCAGCAACAACCCACUCGUCUCCCAUCUCCACACCUCCCAACUCCUCAAAUUUCCUGCGAAAUCGACCUAAACGACCGGUACCCGCACCCUCUACAUCCUCCGGGUUGCUUCCUGCAAGCCAUGGAUUCCAUAACGGAUUAUUCGUCGUAUCUCGCGUGAGCUUGAUAGAAGAACGCGGGGAUGUUGUCCAGUGGAUGAAGGUGCUUCCGUCGGAGAGUAUAACGCGUUGUGGGAAGUGUGGGACGACGGGGUUGGGGAGCUUUGGGGCGCGACGACGCCAGACGUGUGUACGGCC
Messenger RNA from Fomitiporia mediterranea MF3/22, 1306 nucleotides. RefSeq lists its product as uncharacterized. The record is from RefSeq and is a predicted model, not a curated record. Gene Ontology annotation, cellular component: MICOS complex; mitochondrial crista junction. Gene Ontology annotation, biological process: cristae formation. The coding region runs from base 10 to 828 and encodes 272 amino acids. The transcript has 4 exons. Lineage: Eukaryota; Fungi; Basidiomycota; Agaricomycetes; Hymenochaetales; Hymenochaetaceae.